Molecule: messenger RNA, 969 nt
Organism: Elgaria multicarinata webbii
Lineage: Eukaryota; Metazoa; Chordata; Lepidosauria; Squamata; Anguidae
Product: olfactory receptor 5AP2-like
Exons: 1
Coding region: 1-969 (322 amino acids)
Biological process (GO): G protein-coupled receptor signaling pathway
Cellular component (GO): membrane
Molecular function (GO): olfactory receptor activity; G protein-coupled receptor activity
Source: RefSeq, a predicted model, not a curated record
AUGCAGGCCACCACUUACGAAAAAUGGGAGAAUGAAACAGGCAUCACAGAAUUCAUCCUGUUGGGAUUUGGAAAACUUGAAGCGUUCCAGUUGCUUCUUUUUCUCGUGUUCAUUGUAAUUUACAUUACGACUCUAACUGGAAACAUCCUAAUUGUGAUCCUUGUUGCAUCGGAUCAGCACCUCCACACUCCCAUGUACUACUUCUUAGCAAAUUUGUCCUGCUUGGAAGUUUGCUACAGUUCAACCAUCCUGCCCAAGAUGCUUACAGCUUUUCUAACAGGUGACAAAUCCAUUUCUUUCUGUGGAUGUUUCACACAACUUUUUUGCUUUGGUUGCCUUGUCAUUGUUGAAUGUUACCUCCUGUCAGUGAUGUCUUAUGAUCGAUAUAUUGCCAUCUGCAAACCACUUCGUUAUGUGACUAUUAUGAAUGGCAGGGUCAUUUUUCAUUGCAUGGCAGCAUCUUGGCUAUGUGCAGCAUCAAUUUUGGUUAUCAUCAUAAGUCUGGUGUCACAAUUACCAUUUUGUGGCCCCAACGAAAUUGACCAUUUCUUUUGUGAUUUGGCUCCGCUGCUCCAACUCUCUUGCAGUGACACAAGCCAUGUUGCAUUGUUAGCUCUGAUAUUUGGGUCAAUUGAUAUCCUACCCCCAUUCAUAUUAACCAUCUCAUCUUACGUUUGCAUCAUUACUGCCAUCUUGCGAAUUCCAUCCACCACUGGGAGACAAAAGGCAUUUGCCACAUGUUCCUCCCACCUCAUUGUGGUCACCAUUUUCUAUGGAACUCUAAUGAUUGUCUAUAUUUUACCAAACACUAAUGGACUCAGAGAUCUUAAAAAGGUAUUUUCGGUCCCCUACACCAUCCUGACUCCCAUGGUCAACCCUCUCAUAUACAGUCUGAGAAACAAAGAAGUGAAGGAGUCUUUGAAGAAGGCUCUGAGCAAAUUCAUUAGUUUCAAUGAAAAAGAGAGAUGA